Messenger RNA from Dictyostelium purpureum, 2247 nucleotides. RefSeq lists its product as uncharacterized. The transcript has 3 exons. Gene Ontology annotation, cellular component: nucleolus. Gene Ontology annotation, biological process: ribosomal large subunit biogenesis; ribosomal large subunit export from nucleus. Lineage: Eukaryota; Evosea; Eumycetozoa; Dictyosteliales; Dictyosteliaceae. The coding region runs from base 1 to 2247 and encodes 748 amino acids. The record is from RefSeq and is a predicted model, not a curated record.
AUGUCAGCAACAAAAAUUUUAGAUCUUUUACAACUCCAAAAUUUAACCAAGCGUGAUCCAGCUGCUUAUAAAGAAGAAUUUUUGUUACAAUACCAACAUUAUUUAACACAAUUACAAAUUUUCCAAUUAAAACCAACCAAAGAAUUUAAACACUUUGCUCAAUUAGUCAGUUUCUUAAGUCAUGUUUGCAUUUGUUACCCAAAAGAAUUAUCAGAAUUUCCAAAACAAAUUUCAGAUUUAUUAGAAAAUAGUUGCAGUAAUUUAGAACCAGAACUUAGAAGAAUUUUAGCUAAAAGUUUAAUUUUAAUGAGAAAUCGUAAUCUUUUACAACAAACUACACUUUUAUCAUUAUUUUUCAAAUUAUUCAGAGUUCACGAUAAACCACUUCGUAAAUUAUUAUAUUCACAUAUUGUUGCAGAUAUUAAAAAUACCAAUUUAAAACAAAAGAAUCAAAGACUUAAUAGAACUCUUCAAAAUUAUAUGUAUUCAAUGAUGAAUGAUGACUCUGAUAUUGCUGCUAAAAUGUCAUUAAAGGUUAUGAUCGAUUUAUUCAGAAAGAAAAUUUGGCACGAUACAAAAACUGUUAAUGUUAUUAGUAAUGGUAUUUUUUCAAAAAAUUCUAAAAUUAUUAUUACAACAUUAAACUUUUUCCUUCAUAUUGAUAAUCCAGAUAAAGAAGACGAAGAGGAUGUUGAAGAUGCACAAAAAGAACAAAGAGCUAAAGAUAAUUAUAGAAAGAAAUCUUUAUCUAAUCGUGUCGGUAAGAAGACAAAGGGUAGACAAACACGUUUAUCAAAGAGUAAAGUCGAUUUAAAAAAAGCAAAACAAAACGAAGAAAAGAAAGGUCAACCAAAUUUCCCAGCAAUUGAAUUAAUUCAUGAUCCACAAGGCUAUUGUGAUAAGUUAUUCAAUGUUUUAGCAAAAACCACCGAAAAAUUUGAAACUCGUAUCAUGAUGAUGAACUUUAUCUCUCGUUUAAUUUCAGCUCACAAAUUAAUGGUAUACAAUUUCUAUCCAUUCCUUCAAAAGUACUUACAACCACAUCAAAAGAACAUCACCUAUUUAUUAGCAGUUUUAGCUCAAGCCUGUCACGAUCUUGUUGACCCAGAUGUAUUAAAACCAUUAAUUAUGACAAUUGCAAAAUUCUUUGUUAACGAUGGUUGUGCUCCAGAGGUUAUUGCUAUUGGUUUAAAUACUAUUCGUGCUAUUUGUGCUCGUUGUCCAUUAGCUAUGGAACCAGUUCUCUUGGCCGAUCUCAUUCAAUACAAAGAUAAAAAAGAAAAAGGUGUCGCCAUGGCCAGUAAAAGUUUACUUCAAUUCUUUAGAGAUAAUUAUCCAUCAAUGUUACCAAAGAAAGAAAGAGGUAAAAAUAAGACUGAUGUUGGUUUAUUAGCUUUUGGUCAUCAAAAAGUAGAACAAGGUGUCAGCGAUAUAGAUUUACUUUAUGAUGAAGAAUUAAAUAGAAAAUUAGAUGCCAUCGAAAAUGGUGAAGAUAUUGAUAGCGAUGAAGAAUGGGAAAGUGCCGAUGAAGAUGAAGAUAUUGAUGAAGAAGGUGUAGAAGAAGAAGGUGAUGAAGAAUUAGAAGAGGUUGAAGAAGAUGAUGAUGAAGAAUGGGAAGAGGUUGAAGAAGGUGACCAAGAGGAUGUAGAUGAUGAUGAAGAAUGGGAAGAAGUCGAAGAUGGUGACGAAGAUGAUGAAGAAGAAGAAGAAGAAGACGACGAAGAAGAAGAAGAAGAAGAUAUUGUUAAUGAAAAUGAAAAAGAUGAAAAAUUCUUAAAACCAAAAGUUAAAAAAGUAUAUGAAAAAGAUGAUGGUAUGGAUAAACUUCAAAUUUUAACCGAUAAAGAUUUUGAAAGAUUAAAGAAACUUCAAGCACUCAAGAAAUCAAUUGAAGAAAAUAAAGAAUAUGAAGGUAUGGAUGAAGAUGAAGACAACGAAGAAGAUAUUAAUGGUUUCAUUGAUCCAUCACAAUUAAUAGGUUCACAUAAAAAGAAGAAAAUGGAAUUGGAAGAAAGAAUCAAACAAAUCAAAGAGAAUAGAGCAGAAAGAGGCGAAUACACAUCUAAAACCAAACAUAAAGAAAAUAGAGUCGGUAAAUCAACAACCAACGAAUUUAAAUCAAAACAAAAACAAUUCAUUUUCCAACUUAAAACUCAAAAGGUUAGAGGUAAAACUCUUAUGUCAUUUAGAGAUAAACAAAUUAAACAAAAAAGACAUUCAGAUAAACAAAGAAGAGGUAGAAAAUAA